AAAAAAAAAAAUGGUCUGUCAAUCAAUUUCACAAUUCGAUCACUGCAGUAGACGUAUUCGCGCCAAAUCUAUUUUUAUCGAGAUAUUGUUAAUAUAAUUAGGUUUAUUGGAAAACUGAUCGAGAAAGAUCUAGUAUAAGUGAAGAUGUCGGCUGCUCAAACUGCUAUUCCCUUUAAAUCCCGUAAGAGGACUUACAUGAAUAAGAGGAACAAAGAAUGUAAUGAAAAUGAAAAUAUUCUUAACAAAAUGAAGUUACCAGAACACAUUAAUUUAAAUCUCAAAGAUAAUUUUGACAAUGGUAUUAAUGACUCUUGUUCUGCUCCCAAAAUAUCCAGAAAAACCUUGAAGUCUAUUUCAGUCGUCGAGUCUAAAGAUGAAUGUGAAGAAUCCUUUGACGAGAGAAAUCGACAUGCUGUUACUUCAGGCCCGCUUCCUAGUCGAGAAGAAGAAUUUGAAUGGUUGCAAAACUUCCUAUUAGAGAGCCUUGACAAAGAAGAAUCUGCUUCGUUAUAUGUUUCUGGGCAACCUGGCACAGGCAAAACGGCAACCUUAUCAUGCUUAUUGAAUUCGCCAAAGAUCAAAGAAGGCUUCAAACAAGUAUACGUGAACUGCACUAUGAUGAAGUCCGCCACGAGCAUAUACAGCAGAAUUUGCAAAGAAUUGCAGCUGUCUACUUCAGGUUCAACAGAAAAGGCAUGCUUGGCUGCCAUAGAAAAUUAUUUGAAUAAAAAACACAAGAUGAUCUUACUAGUGUUGGACGAGAUCGACCAGUUAGACAGCAAACGCCAGUCAGUUUUGUACACGAUAUUUGAGUGGCCGGCGCUGGCUGGCUCUCGUCUGGUCUUGGUCGGCGUGGCCAAUGCUCUGGAUUUGACAGAGCGCGCACUUCCGCGAUUGCAGGCCCGUUGUUCGCUGCGGCCGCGCACCCUGCACUUCGCGCCGUACACCAAGCAGCAGAUCAUCAACAUAUUCUCCAAGAUAUUGGGCGAGGCUGACAAAACCAACGUGUUUUCACCUGUCGCCUUACAAAUGUUGGCAGCUAAAAUUGCUGCCGUUUCUGGAGACAUGCGAAGAGCCCUAGACAUAGGCCGUAGAGUGAUCGAGCUUGCAAAACGCAGUAAAUUUGCCGAGAACCAGUCCGUGGACACCAUGAUGAAAGACUGCACGGUCACAGUGGAACUCAAGCAAGUCCUGGAAGUACUGAACGAUGUGUACGGAGGCUCCAAGAAAAUCGAGUCUGAUGUUGAUGAAGGUUUCCCGAUGCAACAGAAGUUGAUACUUUGCAGUCUUAUGCUUAUGCUCAAGGGAAAAAAUAAGGACAUUGUUAUGGGGAAAUUACACGAUGUUUAUAAAAAAGUAGCAGCAGCUCGCAACAUCGCGCCGCUCGACAUGAGCGAGAUGGCAAGCGCGUGUACUCUACUUGAAGCACGCGGUGCCUUACGAUGCACGGGCCCCGCGGGGCGCACGCGGCGCCUACGCCUGCAGUGGGACGAGGCGGAGCUGAGCGCCGCGCUGCGCGACAAGCCGCUCAUGGCCGCCAUCCUCGCCGAAGCCGGCUGCCGCCCCAACUGUUAGUACUCAUUGA
This is a messenger RNA of Cydia pomonella (codling moth), 1585 nucleotides long. RefSeq names its product cell division control protein 6 homolog. NCBI's taxonomy places the organism in Eukaryota, Metazoa, Arthropoda, Insecta, Lepidoptera, Tortricidae. Gene Ontology annotation, biological process: DNA replication initiation; mitotic DNA replication checkpoint signaling; cell division. The transcript has 10 exons. The coding region runs from base 145 to 1575 and encodes 476 amino acids. The record is from RefSeq and is a predicted model, not a curated record. Gene Ontology annotation, molecular function: DNA replication origin binding; ATP hydrolysis activity. Gene Ontology annotation, cellular component: nucleus.